CGUAAGCCCACGCUUUUUUAUUCCACUUUCAUGCCAGAAGCUCUUUUCCUGCCUAAGCGGGUGUGGGCCCAAGUCUUCGGAGAUUCGCUCGGACUUCAGGGAAGGAACGAGACCCUAAGAAGUGGUCUAAGGACCCCGCCAGGAUGCCCAGGCAGCGGGGAGGGAAGCGCGCCGGGGUCGCAGGGGCGCGCCCGGGCCACGCUGGGAACUCUGGGCGCCUUGGCCCCGCCUGACCCGGAAGGGCUUGCGCGUGGUAACCCCGGCUUCCCUAGCAACCGAGCCUCCGUGCGAGUCCCAAUCUGCCGCUGCGGCCUCUCGCUGGGUCCGCCUCCCGGGAUGCCCCUGCAGGUCAGCGAGUACAGCUGGCAGCAGACGGAGACUGCGGUCUUCCUCUCCCUGCCCCUCCGGGGCGUCUGCGUCAGGGACGCGGACGUGUUCUGCACGGAAAACUACCUGAAGGUCAACUUUGCUCCAUUUUUAUUUGAGGUGUUUCUCUAUGCUCCCAUUGACGAUGAGAACAGCAAAGCCAAGAUUGGGAAUGAUACUAUUGUUUUCACCUUACAUAAAAAAGAAGCCGUCAUGUGGGAGGCCCUUUCUGUGUCAGGUGUUGACAAAGAGACGAUGCAAAAAAUAAGAGAAAAAUCUAUUUUAAAAGCACAAGAAAGAGCAAAAGAAGCUACAGAAGCAAAAGCUGCAGCAAGGCGGGAAGAUCAAAAAUAUGCACUAAAUGUCAUGAUGAAGAUUGAAGAUGAAGAGAGGGGAAAAAUAGAACGUAUGAAAGAAAAUGAACGGAUAAAAGCAACUAAAGAAUUGGAAGCCUGGAAAAAACAUCGAAGUAAAGCUGAAGAACGAAAAAUAAUUCAAAGAGAAGAUAAGUUACACCAACAAGAAAAACAAAUAGAAGAGGGAAAGAAAUUAAAACAUAAAAGUUUUCCUAGAAAUUCGACAUCGAGAAAUCUUGCCACAAAAGGGAGAAACUCAGAAAACAUAUUUUCUGAGAAGUUAAAGGAAGACAGUAUUCCUGCUCCUCGCUCUGUAGGCAGUAUUCAAGUCAACUUCACCCCUCGAGUAUUCCCAACUGCUCUCCGGGAAUCACGAGUAGCAGAAGAAGAGGAGUGGCUACACAAACAAGCAGAGGCACAAAGAGCAAUGAAUACUGAUAUUCCUGAACUUAGUGAUUUAAAAGAAGAAGAAAAGAACCCAGAAUGGUUGAAGGAUAAAGGAAACAAAUUGUUUGCAACAGAAAACUAUUUGGCAGCUAUUAAUGCAUACAACUUAGCCAUAAGACUAAAUACUAAGAUUCCACUAUUGUAUCUGAAUCGGGCUGCUUGCCACCUAAAAUUAAAAAACUUACACAAGGCCAUCGAAGAUUCUUCUAAGGCACUAGAAUUAUUGACACCACCUGUUGCAGACAAUGCUAAUGCAAGAAUGAAGGCAUAUGUACGACGUGGAACAGCAUUCUGUCAACUAGAAUUGUAUGUAGAAGGCCUACAGGAUUAUGAAGCUGCACUUAAGAUUGAUCCGUCUAACAGAAUUGUACAAAAUGAUGCUGAGAAGAUUCGGGACAUAAUUCAAGGAACAGAAGUAAAAUCUUAAUGACUCCUGGAAGCAACUAGGUAUUGUAAUGAGUUUUGUUUAGAGUUUUUUCAAAAUAACUGGAGGCAUUGGGAAUCUUUGUACAUGUUAUGGGUAAUUGUGCAGAAUCACUUUAUUUUAGUGUUCUAGUGCUGUUGGAAGGAAAAAUAUUACAAAUUUAUGUUUGAGAUGCAUGGUCUCUGAUUAAGUAAAUCAAAAUAAUCUAUUUCAAUUCUUUAUCUCUUUAUAUUAAUAUAUAAUUUAGUUACAUAUUUUUGUUACUGAAUUCAGCUUGCCCUUAUAACCAAUAAAAUAUUUGUUGGUAUGAUGAUUA
Myotis daubentonii (Daubenton's bat) is the source of this 1909-nucleotide messenger RNA. RefSeq names its product dynein axonemal assembly factor 4 (gene DNAAF4). Gene Ontology annotation, biological process: inner dynein arm assembly; heart development; outer dynein arm assembly. Gene Ontology annotation, molecular function: nuclear estrogen receptor binding. The record is from RefSeq and is a predicted model, not a curated record. NCBI's taxonomy places the organism in Eukaryota, Metazoa, Chordata, Mammalia, Chiroptera, Vespertilionidae.